UACCAUGCACAAUUCCAUUAUUUACUUUUGUAGUAAAUUUUAAAGAAACAUUCUUUAAUACAUUUGUUAGAUUUUCUGCAAAUGAAGUUUUAGAGUGUAGAUGCUGAGUGACAGCAGUGGGAGAUUAAAGUCACAUAAUCCAGCAUUAAAAGUAGCCCCAUAGAGGCUGACUGAGCUGUUUCAGUAACAGAAACACUAAAGUCUGCAUCAGUUCUAGCUUUUGACACAUCUGGGUGUGAAAUGGUCUCCAGCUCAACGUGACUCAAAAGCAGAAGAAGUGCUCAACAGUUCCUUAGAGAAAAGAAAGACUUUGACGAGACUGGUGCAAAUCAGGAAGUGGUUUGCCCACUAAUUACAGGAAGUAGAAACGCCAGUAAAUGCUCAAGUUUAGAAGGAUGGGAAGUAAAGGGGCGAUGAAGGGAAGAGGAGCGACGGGCGACUCGAAGUGGAUCCGGAUGUUCUUACUGGUCAUGAUGUCUACAGGAGUCAUUUGUGGAGAUCUUCUCUACACCAUCAGAGCUGGAGAUGAUGUCACUUUGUCUUGUGAAAAUGUGAUUAACGGUCACAGAAACUGUAACACCACCACCUGGAACUACAAUAAACUAGGAGGAGAAGCACAAGAGCUGGUUGGUCAUGGCCAGGUUAAAUGCAACAGAUCAGACUCACUGAGUCUAGCAGGAAACUGUUCUCUGGUUCUGAGGAACAUCUCAGCUGAAGAUGCUGGUUUAUACACCUGCAGACAGUAUGAAAGAGAAGGAGGUGGUACAUCACGUAGUGAUGCUCCUGUUUACCUCUCCGUUGUUACCCUGAGAGAACAAACAGAGCAGAACAAGGUGACGUUCACCUGCUCUGUGUCGCCGUACGAUGAAUGCAGACGUAAAGUGAAGUGGUUGUUUAAGGGUAACGAUGUGGAGAAAGAUCAUCCUGAUAUAAAGACAUCAUCUCCAUCUUCCUGCUCUGCUGCUGUGACCUUUCAGACCUCCAACUACGUUUACUCAUCAAGGUUUAAGUUAUUCAAAUGUGAAGUAGAGACAGAAAACAAACAGCAGCUUUUUACCUUCAGCUCUGGUCCAACAGGAGGGAAAACCGACACGACGGAGUCUGCAGGUGGAAGCGGAGCUGCAGACCGAGGGUGGACCUGGGUGUACGUCGGGGUGGGCGUGGCCACCGUGGCCUUAAUCAUAGGCCUCGCACUCGUCAUACUCAAGAGAAAUCAAGUUUUACAGCAGAAAGGCCCAAAACAUUCCAGUGGGGGCACGACCUCCGACCCUGACGUGGCUCCGUGUGCCUCAGAACAAGAACAGGUUGAAGCUGAAGGUGAAGCUGCCUACGCUUCCAUCAGCUACACCAAGAAACCCAACAGGAGCGGCAGGGAGAUUAAUGUUGACGUUGAUGUCACUUACAGCGUGGUGAAAGCUCCGCCCACUGAUCCCAACAGCCUCUAUGCUUCAGUCGUAGAAAAACCUAAAUAAUAAAUAAUAAAACUCUGCUGGUCUGAUAGCAAAGCCUCAUCAGUUAAUGGAAGAUGUUUUUCAUGGUUUUUGUUUAUUUUAAAUCUUUGUUUUCUUUUAGCGUCAUCUUUAAAGUAACUCAUCAGUAUUUAACCCGGACUGUAUUAUGUAACAGUUUGAUAUUUAAUUAGACUUUUUACUUUAAGCGAUGGGCGUGACAGGAACAUGUUCAGAUGUCAUGAAGGAUGUGAUUCAGCAGAGCAGCUGUGAGAUGUAAAAAUCCAACUCAUGAAGAAACUUGUUGUCACGGAGACGCAGGAUGAGUGACAGCUCUAAAGAUGCUUUUUACAGUCAUGCAUGUUUUCUUUUCACCUCUUCUUACACACAUACACAUGUAUUUAUGCAUGUAAUGUUUUAGACUUAUUUUGUAUUUUUAACAGAUUCAGAUGCAAUAUUUUGACAUUUUCUUUUAUCUUUUUUUUUUGUUUUGUUUAAAUGCUCAUUUUCUUGUAAAAGUCUUAAUGCUUCAGAUGGUUCAGUUAUUGAUAUGAUGACACCUGCUGGUAAAAUGGCAUCCAUAAUAAAGACACAUCAGUUUGUUUCAAAUAAAUCUUAA
Molecule: messenger RNA, 2067 nt
Organism: Nothobranchius furzeri (turquoise killifish)
Lineage: Eukaryota; Metazoa; Chordata; Actinopteri; Cyprinodontiformes; Nothobranchiidae
Source: RefSeq, a predicted model, not a curated record